CGAAGUUGGAAUGAUGCGUGCUGUAGUCGUUUUAAUAUUCGCAUUAUUUUUUGGAUGCAAUGCUGACAAUCUCCAAAGCGUUGCUCGAGGCAAUGAUGAAUUUACCGUAAAUACAUUCAAGGAACUCAUAAAAUCACCUGAGAAUAAUAACAUUAUUAUUAGUGGAUUGUCUGCAGAAAUCAUAUUAUCUUUGCUUGCAAAUGGAGCCAGAGGAGAGACGCAAACAGAAUUGUUGGAUGUUUUGAGGUUACCCCGAAACAUAGAGGGUAUCAAUAAAGCGUACGCGGAGAUAACAUCUCGCCUAAAAGUAAACCAAAAAGUAUUUAAGUUGUUAUCAGCAAACAAAGUUUAUUCAGCUCAAAACUUUUUGAUUGAAAAAACGUUUAAUCAUAUUGCUGUUACUGACUAUGACUCAGAAGUACAAAAUGUAGACUUUUCCAAGUCUACAGAGGCCGCUAAUUUGAUCAAUGAUUGGGUUGAACAAAAAACUAAUAACAAAAUCAAAAAUCUUAUAGAUCCUAAGACGUUGAAUGCAAAUGUAUUAUUAGUGUUAGUCAAUGCCUUAUACUUUACCGGAGAAUGGAAAUAUCCUUUCAACAAAAAGUUAACGACUGACGAAUUGUUUUACAGUUCACCCACUGAAUCUAAAAAAAUUCCAACCAUGCUCAUAGCAUCACCAGCCAAAUACGCUUACAAUGAAAAACUUCAAGCUAAAUUUUUGGAGCUUGAAUUCAAGGGUAGCAAUGUUAGUAUGACCUUUGUCUUACCCGACGAAAUAAAUGGAUUAGCAGCUGUUGAAGAAAACCUACAAGACUACUUAGCUCCUCAACAAAUGAAAUAUGAACAUGUUACCAUACAGUUACCCAAGUUUAAAAUCGAAAAAACAAUUGAUUUUAAACCCAUCCUGCAAUCGUUAGGACUUAAAAAGAUUUUUGAGGUGCAAGGUGACCUCACUGGAAUUUCCAAGGAAAAACUAAUGGUUUCCGAAAUUCUACAAAAGGCAUUUAUUGAUGUUGAUGAAAAUGGAGUGGAAGCUGCAGCUGCUACAGAAGCUAAAAUUAUUGCUGUGUCUAACUUUCCUCCAAAGGAGAAUUAUAAAUUUUUCGCAAAUCAUCCGUUUCUAUUUUAUUUAAAAAGUGAUGGACUAACCUUAUUUGCUGGAAAAUUUAGUAAAUAUUAAAAUUAUAGCAAAACUAUGUGUAUUUAAAAAUUAUAAGUUUUAUUUUAAUUGUGG
Molecule: messenger RNA, 1234 nt
Organism: Diabrotica balteata
Lineage: Eukaryota; Metazoa; Arthropoda; Insecta; Coleoptera; Chrysomelidae
Source: the annotation of a GenBank genome assembly